Molecule: messenger RNA, 1093 nt
Organism: Pleuronectes platessa (European plaice)
Lineage: Eukaryota; Metazoa; Chordata; Actinopteri; Pleuronectiformes; Pleuronectidae
Gene: aamdc
Product: adipogenesis associated, Mth938 domain containing
Exons: 4
Coding region: 115-414 (99 amino acids)
Biological process (GO): positive regulation of fat cell differentiation
Cellular component (GO): cytoplasm
Source: RefSeq, a predicted model, not a curated record
GGCCGAACUAAACUGCUUCCGGUUUGUGUUUCCCUUUAAGAACAGGCGGAAGUGAAUUCGAGGGGGUGUGGCCUGUCUGUUGACAACUUCACGAGCAGGUUGUGUGUUCCAGCCAUGUCCUCUCCAGAGAUCUCCUCUCUCUCCUGGGGCCACAUGAAGGUGAAGGGAUGCUCCUCCAGCUACAAGGACUGUAAGGUGUGGCCUGGAGGCAGCCGGGCCUGGGACUGGAGGGAGACCGGCACUAACCAUCACCCUGGAGUGCAGCCUGCUGAUCUGGAGGAGGUGCUGCAGAAGGGAGUCGACCUGCUGGUCAUCGGCAGAGGGAUGAAUGAAGCCCUGCAGGUAGAGAGGAGCCAACACCUCAAAGAUCCAGACUCAAGGGAGGGAGACACAUUCUGCUCAUUUCUACAUUGAUCAUUUGAAUUAGUGUAAAGUUCAGGAAACACAUCACUGUCCCAGCCUGCUCUGAUUGGCCAGCUGCUCCACUCUGUUGUGAUUGGUCAACAACUUCCAGCUAUUGUCGAUGUCGGCCUUCAUCACCCUCUCUAUUGUUAAGCGUGUAUUAUGCAAAUGUGGGGCAGCAUGACGUGACAUCAUGAUGAUGUCGAAUUAUGGGAUGGACGACUGACGGGGUGUUUCAGGAGCUUCAGUGUUUUCUGCCUUUAACCACAGACCUUUUUACUUUGCUGAACUUUUAUAUUCACAAAAAACUUUAUAAAACACCAGAGCUAAGAAAAACAUGUCUCCUUAAUACUAUAUGUAAAGAAUACUACUAGUAUUCUAUCUGAUCAGAAUAGACUUGGAAGAUAUUCGAUAUAACAAAUUUAUAUAGAUAUGGAUUUAGUUUGAAGUGACCAGUUUCAUGGCGGACACUGUGUCUGCAGUGUGAGCAGCACGUUUUCAGAACAACACAAUCUCUGUAGUUAACAUGAGUGAAACAGAAGAACAAAGACUUGAAGGGUAAAAAUUCUCCGGAUCGUGUUUAUUGAGUAAAACAUGUGAAUCUGUUCCACCUGAAACGCCUCCUGGGUAACUUUUACUCAGCAACAGCGCCCCCUGCAGCCACAGUGGUGAUUUAUUGUGUUGCUUUCUG